AGCCAACAUGGUUCCGCCAUCCCUAUGUCUCUCCAUCUAUCUCUGUCUGUGUAUAUCACGCGAUGGCGGUCUGCGGCCAUAUGAUGACCACAACAUCGUUGUGUCGGCCGCCGCCUCGCACGGCCGCCAUGACGUUGCUGUUGUCUAGAUUGCUGUGCCCGGUCACUCUAUUGAGCUUGAAGCCCUCACUGCCGAGAGCGGUGGCAAUCGCAUGGAAAUUCAAGGCCGCCUACGACCAUCAGUCCAUCCAAACACACACAGACAGGCACAUCUGCGCGUGGGUGAGUUGUUAAUUCCCGUUUCCUGUCCUCACCGUGGCGUAUUGUCGUUUCUUGUUUUCGUCGUUUGUGAGAUAGUUCUCGUUCGCUUGGAUGGCCCGCUCGGUCUCGGCCAGUGCGGCAUCGAGCUUCUGGGCCUGCUGCGCCAGCAUCGCCUUGUCCGACUGGCGAAGCGAACCCUGAAUCAUGAACGACAAGAGACAAGCAGACACAAGAGAGAGGUGGAGACACGGAUUCACCCCUGUGCGCACCUGUCUGUCGUUGGCUACUACUCCUCUCAUGUUGUUCAUAUCCUUGUCUGUCAUGAAUAUGCGGUGGGUCUUGUGCGUGACGUCAGACACAUACGAGAGCUCAUACACAUGGCCGGCACGGGCGGCUCGGACCAG
Vitrella brassicaformis is the source of this 664-nucleotide messenger RNA. The record is from the annotation of a GenBank genome assembly. Lineage: Eukaryota; Vitrellaceae.